Molecule: messenger RNA, 660 nt
Organism: Hepatospora eriocheir
Lineage: Eukaryota; Fungi; Microsporidia; Hepatosporidae
Source: the annotation of a GenBank genome assembly
AUGGAAGAUAAAAAUUAUAUAAAUGCCAUAAGUAAAGGCGAUAGUGAUGAAAGUAUGAAAGUAGAGAUUUAUAUUAGAAAUAAGAUGUAUAAGGGGAUGAUUGAUACAGGUUCAAGAGUAUCAUUAAUAAGAUAUGAUGUAGCUUUAGAAUGUGAAUUAGAUGUGGAGGAAACUGAUAUAAAAGGUAAAUUAGUAGCAGUAAACGAGAGUGAGAUUAAAGUAAAAGGAUAUGUUGAUGCAGAUUUACAAUUAGGUAAAUAUGGUCAGAGAGUUAAAUGCAAAUUAAUAGCAGUAUGUAAUAUAAGUGAGCAGAUAAUUAUUGGACUAGAUGUUCUAGUUAAAGAAAAAAUAGCUAUAGAUGUGGGAAAUUCUGUAUUGGUAAUAAAUGAAAAAAUGAUACCAAUGUGUGGAUAUGUUAAAGAAGAGGCAGUUGAUAGUCCUGAUAAGAUAUUAAAGGAAAAAGUGUAUAAUAGUACUAGUCAAUCAUUUAGUCAAUCAAAUAAUAUAAAAUCAGGGGUUAAAAAUAUUGUUGAAAAAUAUAAAAAGAAAAAUCCAAAAUUAGGUUCUAUAAGUAGUUAUUUAUUUAAGAUUGACUUGAUAACUGAUAAAAUAGUUCAAUCAAACCCAUAUGUGUUCCAUAGUGCUACAAGGAACAUUUAA